Molecule: messenger RNA, 784 nt
Organism: Phaedon cochleariae (mustard beetle)
Lineage: Eukaryota; Metazoa; Arthropoda; Insecta; Coleoptera; Chrysomelidae
Source: the annotation of a GenBank genome assembly
AUGUCUGGUGGCGGUGGUGGACGUAAUGAUUGUAGAAUAUACGUUGGAAAUCUUCCUCCAGACAUCCGUACCAAAGAUAUUCAGGAUCUGUUCUUUAAGUUCGGUAAAGUGUCAUUUGUUGAUUUGAAAAAUCGACGCGGUCCUCCAUUUGCCUUUGUGGAAUUUGAGGAUCCGAGGGAUGCCGAUGAUGCUGUACACGCAAGGGAUGGAUAUGAUUACGACGGCUACAGACUCAGAGUGGAGUUUCCCAGGGGUGGUGGGGGUGGCAGUGGUGGCGGCGGCGGCGGUGGAGGCGGAUUCAGAGGCGGCCGAGGUGGUGGUGACAGAGGCAGGAGCUCCAGGGGACCACCAGCUCGUAGAUCGCAAUUCAGGGUUUUAGUUACAGGACUACCGCCUUCAGGAUCAUGGCAAGAUUUGAAAGAUCAUAUGCGAGAGGCCGGCGAUGUAUGUUUUGCUGAUUCCUUCAAAGAUGGUUCUGGGGUUGUUGAAUUUUUGAGAUACGAAGACAUGAAAUAUGCCAUAAAAAAGUUGGAUGAUUCCAGAUUUAGGUCUCAUGAGGGUGAAGUAUCUUACAUCCGUGUGAAAGAAGACAAGGGAGGCAGCGAGAGAAGAUCCGGCGGCAGAUCGAGAAGUCGUUCUUUCUCACCGAGAAGACGAGGUUCGCCGACGUACAGUCCAGUAAAAAGGAGUUUCUCUAGAAGCCGAUCACGUUCAUAAUUUCGGUCUGUUCAUUCUCGAACUGGAUAUUAUGUACGUAUAUAUUACUACCCUCAAUAUGUUUUGA